AUGCAGAGCCCCGUGUCUCCCCAAGAAAUCCGCGACUACAUGAGCAACAACGACAUUCUCACCGUGAACUCUUCUUCCUUCCAAAACCACCAAAGCAGCCAGUCCGCUCCUUCGAUCCCUCGCGUCCUUCCGGAGUAUGGCAUCCUUCCCUGCGAAGAUCUGAGCGACUCCUUCGAGAACCAGCACAACUACACGCUGCAGCCCUACGCUGUGGAUAGCUACAUGUUUCCCCAGAGCCAGGGCUACGCGAUUUUGGAGAAGCAGUGGAUUCAAUCCAACGCACAGCGAUGGGAGAAGCACACCCUUGCUUGGAAGGAGUUUCUGCAAAAUCUUGGCGGCACGGCGAAGCUGAGUUUCAGCUGGUCGCGACAGUCUGGGAAGAAAUGGACGCAGUCGCUCACGUCGAUGAAUCGUCAGCGAAACACGCUGCGAAUGCUGAUGCAUGGAGGCGUGCCGAACGAAUAUCGAGCCGAUGUUUGGUAUCGGCUGAGCGGCGGAAGCGAGUUGAAGGCUCGUUCUCCGAACUCGUAUCAGCAGUUGUAUCAGUCACAACUGGAUUCGCGAAUUCGAAACCAGAUCGACCAGGAUGUGAAGCGAACGUUCCCUACGCACUCUCUCUUCGCGAAACGUGUGGUGGGAGAAGAGAAAGCGGGAGAGACUCGCCUGGAAGAAGCCCCCUAUGUGGCUUCGCUUCGGCGGAUUCUGCUGGCGAGCUCGGUGGUUUGCGAAGACUUCACAUACUGCCAAGGAAUGAAUCUGCUGGCUGCCCUUCUGUUGGUCGUGAUUCUUGACGAGGAAACAACGUUCUGGACGUUUGUUGGUCUUCUGCAGUAUUCAUUUCCACCGCAUUAUUUCGAUGAAACGCUGAGCGGAGCGAGGAUUGAUGCAGUUUUGCUCGAUUUGGAUGGAUGA
Blastocystis hominis is the source of this 912-nucleotide messenger RNA. RefSeq lists its product as hypothetical. Bases 1 to 912 code for a protein of 303 amino acids. Lineage: Eukaryota; Bigyra; Opalinata; Blastocystidae. The record is from RefSeq and is a predicted model, not a curated record. The transcript is spliced from 3 exons.